AUGGCAGUUUUGGUGCCAAAGGUUGAAACUCUCGAUCAUGUCUACGCAGGAGGGUCGGAGGGUCAUACUGUGCCUGUUGAGCUCGAGCAACGGUUCAAGAAUUUGAUCCACAGUUUCAAAACUGACUAUGGUCACAAGCCAGACUUUGUAUCCAGGAGCCCUGGACGGGUUAACAUAAUCGGCGAACACGUCGACUAUUCGCUCUACAAUGUCUUGCCCACUGCUCUCACCGUUGAUGUGCUGAUAGCCGUCCGUGUUGUCACCCCUGGGGAUGGGAACGCAGCCGAAGUCAAGAUCGCCAAUGUAAAUCCUACCAAAUAUCCUUCCACAACUCUGGUCAUCCCAGAAUCUGGCGCAGUCGAAGUCGACCGCGAUAAUCAUUCUUGGAGCAAUUAUUUCUUGGCUGGGUUGAAAGGGUCCCUGGAAUAUCUCCGGAAGCAGUUCGGUGACUCUUUCAAGCCCAAUGGCAUGGAAAUCCUGAUCGAUGGAAAUGUCCCCGCGGGCGGUGGCUUGUCUAGCAGCGCCGCAUUUGUCUGUGCUUCUGCUCUCAGUGUCAUGGCCGCAAAUAACCACGAUAUCUCAAAGCAGGAUCUGCUUGACCUCUGCAUUGUGUCGGAGCGCGCUGUCGGUGUCUUCUCCGGAGGCAUGGAUCAGGCUGCAUCUAUAUUCUCUGAAAGAGGCUAUCUCCUCUAUUGCCGUUUCUUCCCGGAAUUCUCUGCAGAGCAUGUUCCUGUCCCGACGUCUGAUCCAGAAGUCACUUUCCUGAUCGCGCAGUCCUUCGUCACAUCGGACAAGGCGGUGACUGCACCAAUUCAUUACAACCUCAGGGUCGUUGAGUGUACGAUGGCGACUGUGGUUUUGGCAAAGCUUCAUGACAUAGCUCUGAAUCCAGACCAGAGCUCUCUGGGAUUCUGCCUGCGAAAUUUUCAAGAAGAGGUCAUGAAGAAAGACGGUCGCACAGAUGAGCCACUAGCGGCACAGCUCGACUCCGUGGUUGACAUUAUAAAGUCCAACCUCAAGGAGGAGGGCUACACCAGACAAGAUAUUGCCGAGAUUCUGGGUAUCUCCGUGCAAGAACUUGAAAAGCAGUAUAUGUCAAAAUUUCCCAUUCGAGCCGAUGUGUUCAAGCUGAGGCAGCGCGCCUUACAUGUCCUGGAAGAAGCUGGCCGUGUCCUCAAGUUCCGAGAAACUUUGACAACCUCAGGGAAAUUGGAUGAAGAGAAGUUGCUCUACCUUGGUGACCUCAUGAACAAGACACAGGCUUCGUGCCGAGACGUGUACGAAUGCUCAUGUCCCGAGAUUGAUCAGAUCUGCUCCAUCGCACACAAAGCCGGGGCUUACGGCACUCGACUCACUGGCGCGGGUUGGGGUGGUUGCACGGUGCAUCUGGUGCCCCAGCAUAAAGUUCCUGCUGUGACAGAGGCUCUCAAGCAAGAGUACUAUUAUAAAAAGUUCCCAGACAUCAGCAAAGAGAAGCUCGAGGAAGCCAUUGUCGUCUCAAAACCGAGUCAAGGGUCGUCGCUAAUUGUCGGUGCAGCGUUGGAUGUAUAA
This is a messenger RNA of Fonsecaea multimorphosa CBS 102226, 1551 nucleotides long. RefSeq lists its product as uncharacterized. Gene Ontology annotation, molecular function: ATP binding; galactokinase activity. The record is from RefSeq and is a predicted model, not a curated record. Gene Ontology annotation, cellular component: cytoplasm; cytosol. The transcript has a single exon. Lineage: Eukaryota; Fungi; Ascomycota; Eurotiomycetes; Chaetothyriales; Herpotrichiellaceae. Gene Ontology annotation, biological process: carbohydrate phosphorylation; galactose metabolic process. The coding region runs from base 1 to 1551 and encodes 516 amino acids.